GGAGUGUGAUUGGGUGAAUCUUUUUGCAUAAGUUUUAAGAUUCUUAAGUAUCUCAGUAAUGUCAAUUAUGAAUAUUGUUUUGUUCCUUUGCUAACUUAUUUAUCUCUAAUUUCUAAUUUUUCUUUCUUUCAGACUUCUGGUGAUAUAAUAUCUCAAACAUGGUAGUACUAGCAUGCUGGUUAUCAUAGUUAUCUUCUCAGGUUCUGGUAUGCAAUCACUUUCAGAACUGACUUCCCAAGAAUGCACACCCAGCAUUUCCAAGAAUAUUGAUAGAAAAUCCUUUUUCCUGGCUUUUAAACUUUUCAUAACAACUCCAUGGAAAACCAUACUGAGGUCACUGAAUUUGUCUUGGAGGGAUUUGAGGAUGAAGCUAACAUACAGCUAGUUCUUUUAAUCCUCUUUUUGGUGAUGUAUAUUAUCACUUUUAUGGGAAAUGCUGGCAUGAUCAUAAUUACCAGUGUUGACUCCCACCUCCAUACCCCUAUGUACUUUUUCCUGAAAAACCUUUCUUUCUUGGAUAUUUGCUACUCUUCAGUCAUCACGCCCAAGGCCAUGGUUACCUUGGCAAGUGGGAGCAAACUCAUUUCUUACAAGGGAUGUGCCACACAAAUGUUCUUCUUUUCUCUUUUUGGAACCACAGAAGCAUUUUUCUUGGCUGUAAUGGCAUAUGACCGGUUCACUGCCAUUUGUAGCCCACUGCUCUACCACACCAUUAUGUCGAAGAAAAUAUGCAUUUGUCUCAUGGGUGUCUCUUAUCUUUUUGGUUUUGUCAAUUGUUGUACCCAAACGGGGUUCACAUUUAGUUUGUCAUUUUGUGAGCCAACCAAAAUAAAUCACUUCUUCUGUGAUGUACCAGCUGUGAUGAAGGCCUCCUGCUCAGAUACAUUUGUGAAUGAACUGGUGCUCCUAGUGUUAUGUGGAUUUAUCAUUGUCACCACAGCUGUAAUUGUUGUAGUGUCUUACGCUUACAUUGUGACUACUAUUUUACAUAUGCCUUCUGUCAAAGGAAGAUAUAAAGCCUUCUCAACCUGUACCUCCCAUUUGAUGGCAGUUAGCUUAUUCUUUGGGACAGUUUUCUUUAUGUAUGCACAACCUGGGGGCAUGUCAUCCCCCAAUCAAGGGAAAGUAAUGUCAGUGUUUUAUACAAUUGUCAUCCCAAUGCUAAAUCCCCUAAUCUAUAGUUUAAGGAAUAAGGAGGUGAAAGAGGCUUUAAAAAGGCAAUUUGGAAGGAAAGGGUUUGCCCUCUGAAAAAUAACUUCCAAUGGUGCAAUCUCAUAUCUUUCUGCUCAGAAGUAAGUUCUACUGAUUUCUAUGAGACUUACAUCCAGCUAAGAGCAUAGAGACUCAUAUCCUUGCUGUUUUAAUUUGGGUUUAUUAGGGGUUGUUUUUUUUUUGAUAAUACAGUAGAGUCUCACUUAUCCAACACUCGCUUAUCCAACGCAUUUUUGUAGUCAAUGUUUUCAAUACAUUGUGAUAUUUUGGUGCUAAAUUUGUAAAUACAGUAAUUACUACAUAGCAUUACUGUGUA
Anolis carolinensis (green anole) is the source of this 1528-nucleotide messenger RNA. RefSeq names its product olfactory receptor 9S13-like. The record is from RefSeq and is a predicted model, not a curated record. The transcript has a single exon. The coding region runs from base 316 to 1248 and encodes 310 amino acids. Gene Ontology annotation, biological process: sensory perception of smell; G protein-coupled receptor signaling pathway. Gene Ontology annotation, molecular function: odorant binding; olfactory receptor activity; G protein-coupled receptor activity. NCBI's taxonomy places the organism in Eukaryota, Metazoa, Chordata, Lepidosauria, Squamata, Anolidae. Gene Ontology annotation, cellular component: membrane.